Charadrius vociferus (killdeer) is the source of this 1749-nucleotide messenger RNA. It is a transcript of the gene NARS1, whose product is annotated as asparaginyl-tRNA synthetase. Gene Ontology annotation, cellular component: cytoplasm. The coding region runs from base 1 to 1641 and encodes 546 amino acids. Gene Ontology annotation, molecular function: nucleic acid binding; asparagine-tRNA ligase activity; ATP binding. Gene Ontology annotation, biological process: asparaginyl-tRNA aminoacylation. NCBI's taxonomy places the organism in Eukaryota, Metazoa, Chordata, Aves, Charadriiformes, Charadriidae. The record is from RefSeq and is a predicted model, not a curated record. The transcript has 15 exons.
AUGGAAGAGCUGUAUGUUUCUGAACGAGAGGGCAAUGAUUCCACUGGUGAUGGGACACAAAAGAAACCAUUCAAGACUGUUUUAAAGGCUUUGAUGACAGCAGGAAAGGAACCGUUUCCUACUAUUUAUGUGGAUUCGCAAAAAGAAAAUGAGAGAUGGGCCAUUAUUUCGAAGUCACAGAUGAAAAAUGUCAAAAAGCUGUGGCAUAGGGAACAAAUGAAGAAUGAAGCUAAGGAGAAGAAGGAGGCAGAAGAUCUGUUGAGAAGAGAGAAGAACCUGGAGGAAGCUAAGAAAGUUGUUAUUAAGAAUGAUCCUAGCCUUCCAGAGCCAAAAUGUGUGAAGAUUGAUGCUCUGGAAGCUUACAGAGGCCAGAGAGUGAAGAUUUUUGGCUGGAUUCACAGGUUACGGAGGCAAGGAAAAAAUUUGAUGUUCAUUGUUUUGAGAGAUGGUACAGGUUUUCUUCAGUGUGUCCUUUCAGAUGAACUGUGUCAGUGUUACAAUGGGCUCGUUCUCUCUACGGAGAGCAGCGUUGCGGUGUAUGGUACGCUGAACCUUGUUCCUGAAGGCAAGCAGGCUCCGGGAGGCCACGAGCUGAACUGUGAUUACUGGGAGCUUAUUGGUCUGGCCCCAGCAGGAGGGGCUGACAAUCUACUCAAUGAGGAUUCGGAGGUGGAUGUGCAACUUAACAACAGGCAUAUGAUGAUUCGAGGCGAGAAUAUGUCCAAAAUCUUCAAGGUGCGCUCCAUGGUAGUACAGGCCUUCAGGGAUCAUUUCUUUGCCAAUGGAUAUUAUGAAGUCACACCACCAACCUUAGUCCAGACGCAGGUGGAAGGAGGCUCUACCCUGUUCAAACUGGAUUAUUUUGGUGAAGAGGCAUACCUAACGCAGUCGUCCCAGCUCUACCUGGAGACCUGCAUUCCGGCGUUAGGAGAUGUUUUCUGCGUUGCUCAGUCAUACAGAGCUGAGCAAUCCAGGACCCGCAGACACUUGGCAGAAUACACUCACAUUGAAGCUGAAUGCCCUUUUAUAAGUUUUGAGGAUUUAUUGGACCGUCUGGAGAGCCUGGUUUGUGAUGUAGUAGACAGAGUCUUGAAAUCGCCUGCAUCAAGCUUACUGCAUGACCUCAACCCGGGCUUCAAGCCCCCUAAACGUCCUUUCCGACGAAUGAACUAUUCUGAAGCUAUUGAGUGGUUAAAGGAACAUGAUGUGAAGAAGGAGGAUGGCACUUAUUACGAGUUUGGGGAAGAUAUUCCUGAAGCUCCCGAGAGGUUGAUGACAGACACCAUUAACGAACCAAUCUUGUUGUGCCGAUUUCCUGCAGAGAUAAAGUCUUUCUACAUGCAGCGCUGUCAGGACGAUUCCCGGCUUACUGAAUCUGUUGACGUGCUGAUGCCUAACGUUGGUGAAAUCGUGGGAGGCUCUAUGCGUACGUGGGACAGCGAGGAGCUGCUUGAAGGCUAUAGGAGAGAGGGCAUUGAUCCCACACCGUACUACUGGUACACCGAUCAGAGAAAAUACGGUACGUGCCCUCAUGGUGGAUAUGGUUUGGGAUUAGAACGAUUCCUAACCUGGAUUCUGAACAGACACCAUAUCCGAGAUGUCUGUCUCUAUCCACGCUUUGUCCAGCGCUGCAAACCUUAGCCAUCCUUGGGAGAAACUCCUAGAAAACUGAGCCACUGAUGCUUGGAAAAGAACGAUACGCUCGGCUAUACUACAGCCUGUCUGAACAAGACUUACUGCAACCUGUUG